Lynx canadensis (Canada lynx) is the source of this 1039-nucleotide messenger RNA. It is a transcript of the gene PRELID2, whose product is annotated as PRELI domain containing 2. Gene Ontology annotation, cellular component: mitochondrial intermembrane space. The record is from RefSeq and is a predicted model, not a curated record. Gene Ontology annotation, biological process: phospholipid transport. NCBI's taxonomy places the organism in Eukaryota, Metazoa, Chordata, Mammalia, Carnivora, Felidae. Gene Ontology annotation, molecular function: phosphatidic acid transfer activity. The coding region runs from base 331 to 777 and encodes 148 amino acids. The transcript is spliced from 9 exons.
AAAAAAAAAACCCUCGCCCCUUCGGCGGGGCGGGUGUGGACGCCUGCGGCCCGGGGCGAGCCCGGCGCCCGGCGCGCGGGGAUGGGGGUCACGGUGGACGUGCGCCAGGUGUACAAGUACCCCUUCGAGCAGGUGGUCGCCAGCUUCCUCCGAAAGAAGAAGAUUAGGUACGACACGAAGCAGAAUGGUGCAAACGGGAAGAGUACGGGCUCUGACAUCAGCCGGGGGGACCGAGUGCUUCUAGCUGUCUGAGAGGAGUAGUCUGCAGAAACCUUUACCAACUUGGAGUAAUAAAGAGAAGAAAGAACAGGAAUAAAGUAUCCCAACCCCAUGGAUAAAAAUGUCAUCUCUGUAAUAACUGUGGAGGAAAAAAGAGAUGUGUCAACAGGGAUCAUCUAUAGAAAGAGGAUUGCAGUCUGUCAGAAUGUGGUUCCAGAAAUUUUAAGGAAGGUGAGCAUUUUAAAGGUACCUAGUAUCCAGUUGGAAGAGGAAUCGUGGCUCAAUCCUCAGGAAAGAAACAUGGCUAUACGGAGUCACUGCCUUACAUGGACACAGUAUGCAUCCAUGAAGGAAGAGUCUGUCUUCCGGGAAAGUGUGGAAAAUCCAAACUGGACAGAGUUCAUUCAGAGAGGCAGAAUUUCAAUUACAGGGGCUGGCUUUCUCAACUGCAUUUUGGAGACUUUUGCCAGCACAUUCUUAAGACAGGGAGCCCAGAGGGGAAUUAGAAUAAUGGAGAUGCUGCUAAAGGAACAGUGUGGUGCCCCCUUAGCUGAAUAAAGAAUCCGCAGGGACCUGUGUUGUCCUAAUUUGCUCAAGAAUCACUUCUUGGCCCCAACACAUCACUGAUGCAGUUUUUGAAAUCCAACUUUAAGGAUACACUGUUGGCAGCUUCAAGAAGAGGAGACCCUCCUUCCAGGACAUGAAAUGAUACACUCCCCUGGGAGCCUGCCUCAGAUAGUGGCACUCAUGGACAUGAGACCUGCUAGCUGGGUUUUUAUGGCAUAGUCUCUUUAUGAUUUACAAAUAAAGGAAAAAAAAA